Messenger RNA from Agelaius phoeniceus (red-winged blackbird), 780 nucleotides. Lineage: Eukaryota; Metazoa; Chordata; Aves; Passeriformes; Icteridae. The record is from RefSeq and is a predicted model, not a curated record.
AUGGCCGCGCCGGCGCCGCCGCAGCCGCCGCAGGCUCGGGCGAGCGGUGCCCGAAGGAUUUUCCAUGGGCCGCCUGCCGGGAGCCGAGCCGCAGCACCCACCGAGCGCCCGCACCCUCCGGGGACCCUGCAGCAGCCCCGGGUGGGGCGAACCCAGCCCGGCAUCGCCCAGCCCGGCAGCGCCCAGCCCGGCAUCGCCCAGCCCGGCAGCGCCCAGCCCCGCGGCGCCCAGCGCUCCAUCCCCGCUCCCGGGGCUGCAAAGCGCGGAGAGGGGCGGCUCUCGGCGGGGUCCCCGGGGGACGCCCCCCGCCCUGCCCUGUCCCCGGGCCUGCUGGCAGCCCUGUCCCCGCGCUCACCGUGGCCGUGGGAGCCCGCGGCGUGGGCAGGCGGUGGCGGCGGUCGGGAGUGCGCGGGUGCUGCGGGACGAGCCGCCCGCCGUGUGCGUGAGCCGCCCUGCGCCAGCUGCCGAAUGCACCACAAAGACCACCAUAGCCCCCCGGCCCCCCCACGCCACUGGCCAGCGCUGGGCAUGACACAUCCCAGUACCCCCCAGUAUCCCACCUCGACCCCCACCCCCGGCCCCUCCCGCCUGAUUGACAGCGCUCCCAGCCAAUGGACGAGCGUCGCCGCCGGGGGGGCGGGGGGCCCGCGGCUACAAGAGGGGCGGGAGCGGCGCGGGCAGAGCCGGCGGCUGGACCGCGGCCCCUCCGGUACCGGCAGCGGCUCCGCGCCCCGCCCGGCCCCGCCGAGCCGCCGCCUGCCCGCGCCGCAGCACAGGUAA